UAUCUAUAUUUUGGGGGGGGGGUGAGAGAAGGAUGUGCUUUUCUCCCCCUUAAUCUACAAACAGGGCAGCUGGGAAGGGAGGGCGGGAUUUGGGGCGAGGUUGGGGGAUGAAAGAAUAGUAGGGGAGUGCCCCCUCCCCCUUCCUCCUGUUGAAGGGCUGAGGCUUGAACCGAGGCCCCAGUUCCGCGACUCUCUGCGAGAUCAGGGUUCUCCCUGGCAAGAAUCCCUGGGGCACUUUUGACUCCACGAUUCUGGCUCCCCUUUGUGUGGAGAAUCAGAGAGAGGGAGUCCAUGGAAGGGGUUAAAGGAGGCGAGAGAGGCCUGAAUAGAGAACCCCCCCUCCCGUCUCCCUCCUCUCCCCCCUCCCUGCUCUUCCUGCGAGGCUCCUCCGGAUGGAAAGGUGGGAGCACUUGGGAGCAAUUCCGCAAGAAGGGAAACAAAUAGGAUUUUCUCUCCCCCCACCCCACCCCCGUCGAAAAAAGACAGUAGAGAAGGCAGUCACAUGGAGUGGGAAAAGAGAGAGGAUAUUUGAAAGUAUGGAGUGUGGAAAGAGAUUCACUGACAGUGGAACACUUAGAAAACAUCAACAGACUCACACGGGGGAGAAACCAUUUAAAUGCAUGGAGUGUGGAAAGAGCUUCACAACUAUUGGAAACCGUAGAAUUCAUCAACGGACUCACACGGGAGAGAAACCAUUUGAAUGCAUGGAGUGUGGAAAGAGCUUUGCUGAGAGUGGAAAACUUAGAAUUCAUCAACGGACUCACACUGGGGAGAAACCAUUUAAAUGCAUGGAAUGUGGAAAGUGCUUCAGUAGGAGUGGACACCUGAAUGUACAUCAUCAGACUCACACGGGGGAGAAACCAUUUAAAUGCAUGGAGUGUGGAAAGAGCUUCACUACUAUUGGAAACCGUAGAAUUCAUCAACGGACUCACACGGGGGAGAAACCAUUUAAAUGCAUGGAGUGUGGAAAGAGCUUCACUGAGAGUGGAAAACUUAGAAUUCAUCAACGGACUCACACGGGGGAGAAACCAUUUAAAUGCAUGGAAUGUGGAAAGUGCUUCAGUUGCAGUGGAACCCUGAAUUUACAUCAUCAGACUCACACGGGGAAGAAACCAUUUAAAUGUAUGGAGUGUGGAAAGAGCUUCAGUCAGAGUGGACACCUUAGAAUUCAUCAACGGAGUCACACAGGGGAGAAACUAUUUAAGUGCAUGGAAUGUGGAAAGAGCUUCACUGAAAAUGGAACACUUAGAAUUCAUCAACGGACUCACACAGGAGAGAAACCAUUUGAAUGCAUGGAAUGUGGAAAGAGCUUCAGUGAGAGUGGACACCUUAGAAGCCACCAACGGAGUCACACAGGGGAGAAACCAUUUAAAUGUAUGGAGUGUGGAAAGAGCUUCAGUCAGAGUGGACACCUUAGAAUUCAUCAACGGAGUCACACAGGGGAGAAACCAUUUAAAUGCAUGGAAUGUGGAAAGAGCUUCAGUGAUAGUGGAAACCUUAGAAAACAUCAACGGACUCACACGGGGGAGAAACCAUUUAAAUGUAUGGAGUGUGGAAAGAGCUUCAGUCAGAGUGGACACCUUAAAAUUCAUCAACGGAGUCACACGGGGGAGGACCCAUUUAAAUGCAUGGAGUGUGGAAAGAGCUUUCGUCAGAGUGGAGACCUUAGAAAACAUCAGCAAACUCAUACAGGGAAGUAACAGUAUAAUUUCUAGGGAAGUGGACAGAGGAUCAGUUGAAGUGGAGGAAGAAAAAGAAGAAGAAGAAGAGUUUGGAUUUGAUAUCCCGCUUUAUUACUACCCGAAGGAGUCUCAGAGCGGCUAACAUUUUCCUUUACCUUCCUCCUCCACAACAAACUACUGUGUCUGUUCGUUAAAUCUCCUUACAGUUGUCAGUCAUUUUUCAAUUGGAGUUCGCACCGAAAGUGACCACUCUCCUCUAUUGCUGACCAUCCAAUGUGAAUCCGAUACUAAGGUAUCGCAAUCUAGUCACUCCGAUCACUCCUCUUACAACGUCCUUAAACGGAUUAGGUGGUCAAACGAAUCUGAGGGGGCGAUUACUAAACUCUUGACUUCUGAUAGAAUGUUACUCUUGAGAGCUUCCCUUAUUAACUCUGACUCGCCAUAUGCAGCACUCUCAACCUAUUCGCAAAUGAUAGAUCAGUGUGAUACAAUAGCUAAACCUAUAAUUGCUACCCCCUCUAAUCGUCUUUCUUGGUUUGAUCGGGAAUGUUAUACAGCGAAAAGAUGGCUUAGAAUAGCCUUCAGUGACUUUUGCAAAAAGAGUGAUGAGAUAAGCAAAACAACUUACUUUGUUAGUAGGAAGAUAUACAACGAACUUAUAGUCAGGAAAAAAAUGCAUAUUAUCUAAAAGAAAUGGUCACGUUUAAUUAUCGCUAUAAAUUCGAAUGACCAUAAAACAUUCUGGCAAAUAACCUCCGGUCAUCUAAAUAAUAAUCUAUUUCCUACUGCCCCUACUAUUUCCCAACAAUCCUGGGUCGAUUAUUACAGCAACAAACACUCUGAGAGGUGAGUGGUGCUGAGAGACUUCAGAGAAGUAUGACUAGCCGAAGGUCUCCCAGCAGCUGCAUGUCCCGGUUCCCCAGAUUACGAGUCUACCGCUCUUAACCACUACACCACAGUGGCUCUCUGGAAGUCUUAAAAACCAUCGGGUAAUAGCUGUAAGAGUGGAAACUCUACAAAGCAUCAAUUAACUCAAAGAAGAGAAAUGGUUUAAAUAGAAGGAUUGUAGAUUCUGCUUUGGUUAUUAUGGAACACUUUUUAGAGUGUAGAACCUGUUUCUCUCAGAGUUGACACUUUCACAUCAAUAACAGGAAAUCAAUCUUAAAUGCAUGCAGCGUAUUUGAGUUUCUGUUGUUUGCAUGUAACACUGUCUAGACAUGCUUUAAAAGUAAUGAGGGUAACAUUUCACAAAAGUAAGCAUAAUAUAAUAUUUAAUGUACUGUUAGAUAGGGAGGGGGAGUGUGUGAGUCUGGAGCACAGGUGUCAAACCCAAGGUCCGCGGGCCAAAUCCGGCCCGCCAGACCUCCUCAUGUGGCCCGCCGAGCGCCCCAGCCAGCAGGACCCAGCAGCGGGACCUUGCUGCUGAAGCGCUGCGCCGACAAACAGGCCGCUAUCUGGAGGCGCGCGGGGAGCGCUCCGCUUGGAGACUACAGCUCCCAGGGGCUCCUUUCAGGAAACCGAUCUCGCCUGUUACUCUCGCGAGAUGGCCCGCCGCCGCUCCCUUCCCCAACCCCACCUCUCGCAACUUCGCGCUCGCUUUCGGCGCGGUGGUUGAAUGUGGGGCGGGGUGGUGGCGGCGAUGGCAACGCGCUCCGCUGCCGCGUCGUCUCCUCCGACGAAGCUGUCCUUGUCGCCGUUCGUCCGGAAGCUCCGUAAGUCCUCCAAAGCCCCUCUCCCUUUCUGGCUAGAGGAGACAAGCGCGCUGGAGCCGCAGCCGUGGCUUCCAGGGGCGCCGGAAUGAGCGGCAGAGGCAGGGCUGGCUGCUGCUUCUCCCUCUCGCUCGCUCGCUCGCUCUGAACUACCCAAUGAAGGGUUGCUUCACUUGGAAGGAUCAAAAGAGCAGCGAGGGGUGUGGGAAGGGAGGGGUGUGGGAGAAAUGCAACAGUGGAGAAACUGAGGUCGGGCUGCCUUUAAAUGGGAGUUUUUUAAAAAAAGGUUUCAAUCCAAGUAGGGGGGGGGGGAGAAGGAAAAAAAUCAACUCCUCCUGAUUCCCGAGGAAAUCAGAAGCAGAUUUCAAGACAUUUAAUCACACACAGGGUGUCACUCUUGUGUGUGUGUGUGUGUGUGUGUGCGUUAAGCUUUUCAAAAUCUGCUUCACCCAACAAGGACAGCGAAUUUGGGUUUCCUGUAAAUUUCCCAAAUGGAGAGGGAUUGAUUGGCGAAAAAGGGGAGGGGGAAGGGGUGGGCGGCUAGCAAAGGAGCAGAGAAGAAUGGCAUAUUAUCUGGCAGGGGAGGGGUGGCAGGAGGGAGGCAGCCCUCCAUUCCUCCCUGGAUAGUUUAUAUAGAUCAGGGGUGGCCAACUCCAGAGAGACUGCUUGAGUUGUUGAGCUUUUUUUAGGGAGAUAUAUGGUCCGUUUUCUGAGGAACGAACAGAAGCAGCCACUAACGUUAUGGAAAGGGUUAAACUCCAGCUUCACUUCCGCACAGGGAGAGGGGGCGGGGCCAGAAGGGCAGAGCCUCGCAGGGAUCGACCAAUAGACUAACUUGAAGGCUGCAGCUAGCUGCAACAGAAUAUUCUAAAGUAGAGCGGUUUGAGAAUUUCGUUGAAUAUAAAACAUUUUUACUUGUCCUAGAUACCUGCGUGCUUUGCUGAUUACUGGAUCCAUGGUCCCUUGUGUUCACAUUAAUGUUUGCAUAUCGUAUGACUUAUGAGGCUCAACCCAAGGCUGCCCUUCCACACCCAUUUAUACAAACCUAAGCUCCAUUGGGUAUUAAAGAUACAUAGGCUUGCAGUGCAGAGAAUUCUUACAUUUGCCCUCUGCUCCAUGAAGCGCCAGAGCAGGAGCCCCACCCAGCCCCCUUCUGCCCCCCCCAACCAGCAGGAAUGAGGAAGGGCUGAAGGCUUCCUCACUCAGCCCCACACCCAAGCCCCUCUCCCCAGAGAACCCUGUGAGGCGCAGGGGGAUGAUGGGGGACCCUUGUAAAUCCAUCUUCCUGAACAGCAGCUCCAAGCGUUUGACAAUAUUUGUAUGUUAAAAAAAAUACUGUCUGUUACCAAAAAUCAUUUUUCAAUAAAUUGUACAAUAAUUGUACAUUUGAAUAUCUACUUGCCAUUAUUCUGACUAUGUUUCUGCUUUCAGAGCUAGUUAUUACUUACAUUAUUACAAAAAACAGUAAUAAUUGAAUGCAGUGACAAUAAUUUAUGAUAAUAAAGAGUGGACACAUAGUCCUACAGAUGCAACCGGCCCUUUGUGGGUGACCAAACUGCUGAUGCGGCCCCCGAUGAAUUUGAGUUUGACACCCCUGGUCUGGAGUGUUUCUUCUGAAUGAGGAUUGACUGAGAGUGAGCUGGUUUUGGUGUUUGGUGGAGGGAGUUGGAAAUGUUUGUAUCCGGGAAUGGAGAGUUGCACAAAGUGGAGCUGAGACUGGUGGUGUUGCUUUGGAAGCAGAGUUGGUUAGAUUAAUAUUAUAGGAACAGCAGCAUAACUCCCACUGUUAUAAUUGCAAUAAUGGAACCAUGAAGACACAGAAAGAUUGAUAGCACCUACUUAUAUGCCCAAGGUAAUCUUUCAACCCUCAUCUAUUGUUUUGAUAUAUGGAUAUACUAGCUGGCCCUGCACGCGUUGCUUUGUGUUAGUCUGUGAAAUUGAGGGUAAUAGCCCCCCUUCAGAUCCCCCUGAGCCUCAGAGUCGCCCUGAGUCGAGGCGAGACACUGUGGAGAGGGCAGGUUUCAUCCCUGUGUCUCCCCCCACCCUGUUCUGACCCAUUACUUAUCCUUGCCCUCUAUUUGCCCCCCCCCACCUCCACUUGGCCUAGUCUGGAAAGCGGCCUAGUCUGCAAAGCCGAGGUGAGAUAUUGUGGAGAGGGCAGGUUUCAUCCCUGUGUCUCCCCCCACCCUGUUCUGACCCAUUAUGUAUCCCUGCCCUCUAUUCACCCCCCCCACCUCCACUUGGCCUAGUCUGGAAAGCGGCCUAGUCUGCAAUGCCGAGGUGAGAUAUGUCGGUUUUUUGGUGGGGUUUUUUUGGGGGGGUAGUGGUGCUAAAUGGUAAAGU
Molecule: messenger RNA, 5734 nt
Organism: Zootoca vivipara (common lizard)
Lineage: Eukaryota; Metazoa; Chordata; Lepidosauria; Squamata; Lacertidae
Biological process (GO): embryo development; regulation of transcription by RNA polymerase II
Cellular component (GO): nucleus
Molecular function (GO): DNA-binding transcription factor activity, RNA polymerase II-specific; RNA polymerase II cis-regulatory region sequence-specific DNA binding
Source: RefSeq, a predicted model, not a curated record